Molecule: messenger RNA, 2349 nt
Organism: Gopherus evgoodei (Goodes thornscrub tortoise)
Lineage: Eukaryota; Metazoa; Chordata; Testudines; Testudinidae
Product: programmed cell death protein 4-like
Exons: 11
Coding region: 80-1438 (452 amino acids)
Biological process (GO): negative regulation of DNA-templated transcription
Cellular component (GO): cytosol; nucleus
Source: RefSeq, a predicted model, not a curated record
CGCGCGGAGCAGCGAGGCGCAGCGGAGCUUCGGGAUCGGGGUCGGGGUCGCGCCCGGCUCGGAGCUGCCACCUGCGGCCAUGUCGGGUUCGGUCAGCCCCGCCCUGGCCACAGGCCAGGCAGGCUCAGAGGACGAGACUCGGGAGGAGGAGCUGAUGGAUGGCGACGGGUCCCGCCCCUGGACCCCACAGGAGAAGGCCCUGCACGAAGCCCGGCUCAAGGCCAAGGCCAAGCAGCGCCUGCGGCGCACCUCGUCCCGGGACUCCACCCGGGAGCCAGCACCCGAGGGGGGGGAGCCCAGCCCCGACCCUAGCAGCCCCAAGGGCAAGACCAACGACAGGAAGUCGCGCAUGGGCAAGGGCCGUGGGCUCCCCAAGAAAGGUGGCGCUGGGGGCAAGGGCGUGUGGGGUGCACCUGGCCUGGUGUACGGGUACCAGGAGCCCGACGCGCGGGACCCCAACUACGACGAGUCAUCUCAGGGCGACACGGUCUAUGCCACAGUGACGCCGGAGCUGGAGGAGGGGGAGCUGGAGAAGAAUGUGCACCCCAUGGUGCUGGAGUACUUUGAGCAUGGGGACACCCUUGAGGUGAUGGAGCUGCUGAGGGAGCUGAACCUGGGCAGCAGGAAGCAUGCCGUCCCCUCGCUGGCUGUGGCGCUGGCGCUGGAGGGCAAGGCCAGCCACCGGGAGCUGACCUCCCGCCUGCUCUCGGACCUCGUGGGCAAGGUCAUGACCUCAGAGGACAUCGCCAGGGCCUUUGACAAGAUGCUCAAGGACCUGCCUGACCUUAUCCUGGACACUCCUGAGGCUCCGCAGAUGCUGGGCCAGUUUAUUGCCCGGGCCGUGGCUGACCAUGCCCUGCCCCUGGACUUCCUGGACCGCUACAAGGGGCGCGUGGACUGUGAGCACGCCCGGGCUGCCCUGGACCGCGCCGCAGUGCUGCUCCGUAUCAAGCAGGACGUGAACCAGUUGGACAACGUGUGGGGAGUGGGGGGUGGCCAGAGGCCCGUGAAGCAUCUCAUCAAAGAGAUGAACCUGCUGCUGCGCGAGUACCUGCUGUCCGGGGAGGUGUCGGAGGCAGAGCACUGCCUGCGGGAGCUGGAGGUCCCUCACUUCCAUCAUGAGCUGGUCUAUGAGGCUGUAGUGAUGGUGCUGGAGUCCACGGGCGAGACUCCUGUCGUCAUGAUGGUAAAACUGCUCAAAGUGCUGUGGGAGACGGGCCUGGUGACCCUGGACCAGAUGAACCGGGGCUUUCAGCGAGUCUAUGACGAGCUUGGAGACAUCAGCCUGGAUGUGCCCCUUGCUCACCGUAUCCUGGAGCGGCUGGUGGAUCUCUGCUUCGAAGAGGGAGUUAUCACCAAGCAGCUGAGAGACACCUGCCCAGCCAGGGGCCGGAAGCGAUUUGUGAGCGAGGGUGAUGGGGGGCAGAUCAAGCAGUAACUGGCCAUCUCAUCCGCCCCAGCCCGACAGUCCCCUGGAGGUGAUUGAUGUCCCCCAGCUCUGGAGUUCCUCCUUGUCUGUCUCCAACUGGGAAUGGUGCCAGGGAACCACCCAGCCCCCAGAGGGGGCAGUGCAGAGGCUGUGAUGGAUCUUGGGGGGAGGUGGGGGAGGUAAGGUGGGGUCCAGGAGCAGGGAGGGGGCUGGUGGGCUGAUCUUCCAGCUGGGGCUGCCCUGGAGCAGGAAGGGAGGGCUGGGCGCAGCUGCAGGACUCUUGCCCCCUCCACCUCCCUGCAGCCCUAGCUGGAAGAUGCCCCUCCCUCGCCUAGUGGGGCUGUGUCUUAACAACCAUGCUGUGUCUGUGCCUUCCCCCCCCCCCCCCGCCGCUGCUUGGCUCCAUGCAGUGGGGUUAGCAAGGGGGCAUCUCCUCUCUCCCUCGCCCCAGCCUCUUAUGCUGGCUAGUGCAGGAAAGGGCUUGCUUCUCACUCUACCCCCAGGGGGGCGGGGGGAGCUCAGCUUGGGGGCUUUGGGAUUCCUUCCUUCCCCACAAUGGAGUGACUGAGGUCACCCCACAUGUCAGUCCAGCUGAGGGGGCCUGGAGGCGCAGGCCUGGCUGUAACUCCAUCUGCAGCAUUCUCCCUGGCGCCCCCCUUCCCACUCCAGGGCGUGGCCUGCGGACUGGGCUGGGUAAAACCAGCCUGUCUUAGGGGAAGGCAGUGUAUCCUUACGCUGCCCCGGGAGUGGAGCUGGGGGCUUGCAAAAGACAUGUCCAGGCCUCUCCCCUGGGCUGGGCACCAGGCCACACAGGACAAGCUGUUUCCUUGUAUCUUAUGCCAAGGGCCAGGAACAAUCUCCAGAGCAAAGGAUUCUGGGUCACACUGAUCAGCUUGCAUCAUGGGCAGUGACACAGGUAA